AUGGGCCAUCUCUUGUCAUUCUUCGCCGCAUCACCCGCGCCCGCGCCGUCUCUGAUUGCCGGCCGCGUGGUCGGAAAAUACACUGCGGCCGCCGGGAGUCAGACUGUCGAUCUCGACAUAGUCGCCCUCAAUGAUGAGCUCGCAAUCUCGCUGCUGAUGACCAUCGACGAGAGUUUCAGCUUCCUUCGGACCGCCGGCGCCGAGCUCGCUCGAAAGCUCCAGGCCGCCGCCGGCCCCAUCGAGAUGGUCUGCUCUGCCGCCACGCUCGGCAUCGCCGUCGGCCAGCUGGUGGCGAUAUCCUUUGGCCUCGACCGCCAGGUCGUCUUGCAGAAGACUCAGAAGAUCCACCUGCAGGGCGACCGCUCCCUCUCUGAGGCGCUCUCCUCAAUCACAACUGGCACGCCGCAGAAGCUGCUGCUCGACAAGCGCCACCUCCAUCUCGUCGCCGGCAAGCGAGUCGUCUUUGUCGACGACGUCAUCUCCUCGGGCGGCUCGUGCGCAGCGGCGCUCCGCCUGUUGCGCGCGGCCGGCGCGACCGUCGUCGGCGUCGGGGCCAUCCUGGUCGAGGGCCAGGGCUGGAGGAAGCAACUCGGCGAGGCGGACGCAGCGCUGGUCAGCAAUCUCGGCACGAUCCCGCUCUUCCGGCCGCAGGCGGACGGGCAUUGGGCCGAGGAUUGGAAUUGCUGA
Messenger RNA from Emiliania huxleyi CCMP1516, 687 nucleotides. RefSeq lists its product as hypothetical. The record is from RefSeq and is a predicted model, not a curated record. Bases 1 to 687 code for a protein of 228 amino acids. NCBI's taxonomy places the organism in Eukaryota, Haptophyta, Isochrysidales, Noelaerhabdaceae. The transcript has a single exon.